This is a messenger RNA of Passer montanus (Eurasian tree sparrow), 2968 nucleotides long. Its product is annotated as D-beta-hydroxybutyrate dehydrogenase, mitochondrial-like. Gene Ontology annotation, molecular function: oxidoreductase activity. The coding region runs from base 19 to 897 and encodes 292 amino acids. The record is from RefSeq and is a predicted model, not a curated record. NCBI's taxonomy places the organism in Eukaryota, Metazoa, Chordata, Aves, Passeriformes, Passeridae. The transcript has 4 exons.
CGGCGAUAGGCUGCGGCCAUGCGGAGCGGCGCGGGGCUGCUGCUGGCGCUGGGCGCCGCGGGGGUGCUGCUCCUCCGCCUCCUCCUCCUGCUGCCGCGGCGGGCCCGCCGCGCCCUGCCCGAUGAGAAUGGAGAUGGAGCCAGGGAGCUGAGGAACAUGAAGUCUGACAGGAUGCAGGUGCUACAGAUGGAUGUGUGCAGUGACCAGGAGGUGGCUCGGGCUGUGGAUUUUGUGAAGAGGACCCUGAAGGAGCCAGACAAAGGUCUGUGGGGCCUAGUGAACAACGCUGGCAUCUCAACCUUCGGAGAAGUGGAAUUUGCAAGUUUAGACAACUACAAGAAGGUGGCAGAGGUCAACCUAUGGGGCACUGUGAGGGUGACAAAAGCUUUCCUGCCCCUCAUUCGCAGAGCUAAAGGCCGUGUGGUGAAUAUCACGAGCAUGUUGGGGCACAUGGCGAGUCCCUCUCGCUCCUGCUACUGCGUUUCCAAGUUUGGGGUGGCGGCGUUCUCCGACUGCCUGAGGCAGGAGAUGUACCGCUGGGGCGUCCGCGUCAUCCUCAUCGAGCCCAGCAACUUCGUGGCAGCCACGGGCAUCCUGACGGCAGCCGGCGUCGACAGGCAGGCCGAGGCUCUGUGGAGCGGCGCCACCGACGCCGUGCGCGAGGACUACGGCAGAGAGUACUUCACUCGCCACGUGGCCCUGAUGAAGUCCUUCGUGAACAGUGGCCUGAAGGACAUGUCUCUGGUCUUGGAUGACAUCGCCGAAGCGCUCACGUCCCCGUGCCCGAAGAACCGCUACAACCCCAUGGAGACCUACUGGUGGGUGAGGCUGCAGGUCAUGACCCACCUGCCCACGGCCAUUGCCGACUGGCUUUACAUCCCUGGAGCCACCCUGUGAACAGGCAUCCUUCAGGCAUCCCUCCAGGGCUCCUACUCACUCACAGCUAGGGCUCACCUCUGCACUCCUUGCUGCUGCGUCUCCCCUGGAGAUGCAUGUGCUUCCACUUUGAGUUGUGGCAUCAAGUUGUGUGUUGUGAAAUGCUAGAACAGCGUGGUUUUUUAGUUCUUUUUUAUUUCCUCAUUCUUGUUGUUUGUAUUUCUUGCUGUGCUGAUCAAAGUUGAAAGGUGUUUUCCUUUUAACUAUGGAGGAAGCAGAGGAAGGUAAAUAUAACAUGAAAUAUGUGGCUAGUGUAAUUAGGUCAGCAGAUAAACUUGGCUUAUUAAUGGGCUGUUGCUUUCCCUUACAAGGACAAACUGUUAAUAGCAGAGCAAAGCUGUUGCUAUGAGAUGGCUUGAAGGGAGAAACUAAAAUGGGAAACAAAAGCAGAGUUUUCCAUUUGGUUGAAAAUGGGUCAGUCACAGCCUUCCAUUGUUUUCCUGAUACUGCCAAGAAGCUGUGCUGUGCUAUGACUGUCUGCUCUUUCCAGGGAAACAGCAACACUGCCUCUAAACUGCCUCAUUACUUGCUGCAAAGAAGGGUUCUUCCCUCCCAGCACUGUGGCCAGGAGAUGCCAGAGCCAACAACUUGCAGUUGUUGGCUCUGUUUUUUUUUAUUUUUUCACUGCUCAGUUUUCACAGAACAGUGAAAAGCCAUACUAAUAAUGAGGUCUGAGCCACCUCUCAGCAGCCCCUCUCCACCUGCUGCUGCUGAGCUUUGUGUGGGACAGGGUUUAAAGUGAUGUAGCAAGCAAAUUUGGCUUCCCUGACUACUGCCUUAUGUGCCUGACCUAUGUGAGGGAUAUGCUGUUGGCUUUUCCUCUGCAUUUGAACAGUGAUGGGUCUCUGUGCAGCUAGUGUGGCCUGACUAUGAGCUCUGGAAGGAUGCUUUAAGGGACACAUUUCCUAUUUCUAAUAUUGCACAAUGAAAUCUCCAUGUCACACAAUCAUCUUCUCAAUCUACCUCUUGAUAACUGAUAUGAUAUAUCUUGCCCAGUAUCCUGAAGGGUUUCUUCUGUUGGCCAUGUGCAGGAUUUUGAUAAUGUUUUCCAAGUGCAUGGCUGCCUGCCAUGCCCCAUUCCCUGUGUUCUGGUGGUGACCACUGGUGGAGCAGCCAGUGAGCUGCAGGUGCUGCUGGCCAGGCUGGGACCUCAGCCUCUUACUCUUAGGGACCAGCUUUUCCUCCCACUGUUUUGCCUUGUGUGAGAUUAAGUGGCUGUGAAAAGAGCUUAUUGAUUGCUCUUUCUUCAUCUGUCUCCACUAGCUCUGACUUGGAAACUGUGCCUUAAACUUUUUGCAUGCCACUGUCUGCAAAUUGUUGGAGUCUGCAGGCAGCCAUGGAUGCUGUGAUGCCUUCAGGAGGAAAGCAGGUUUCCCUUGGAGAUGCUGUCAAGGCAGCUUGUCUUACAAGUAACAACUGCUAGAAAUACUGCUGUGCAGUUUGUGUCUUUUCCAGAUCAUCUGCACAUGGAGAUUUCCUGGGAUUUGAGACCCAGAAGGAUCCCACUGAACUGCAGCUUAAACAGUAAUCACUUCUGCCCCCUGCACUGUGAAAUGUGAUUAAUGUUAAGUAGCUCUGAUUUGCACAGAGAGAAAAAUAAACUAAGAUUUUUAAAGCAUAUGUCUCUGCUCCAGUGCUCAUUUCUACAUUUGUUUUCCCACCUCUUUUGAAUCUGAGGUUGUGAUUUAAUUAGGUUCAGUAAUUAAGGAGGUGGUUUAAUAAUAACAAUUAAUGAUGUUUCAGCAGAUAGUAGGACUGUGAAGGCUAAGUGAGAACUGCCUGGAGCAGAAUGGGCAGCAUGGCCCAUUUCCUCAGCAGAAGGCAGUUAGAGAGGCCUCUCUGUAAACACAGGCACCGUCACUGUUUGUAUUUUGUGUGGUUUCCCUCGAAGGAGGUAGUUUAGAGCAGUGCUGUGCAUUAUUCAUUGCCUCAGCACUCUUCAUGUAACUAAUCCAAGGGCUACAGCUGCCUGGUAAAAAGGAUUAGCUCCUCUCACAGAUAGAACGGAGACUGGCAAGCCAAGAAGUGUCCC